AUGGAUUCGUACGAUAGACCCACGUCUCCUGGAAGGGGUCGUGGAGGAGAUGGUUACCGCCGUCGUUCGCCAGGUGCUUCACAAGAUCGCCGUCGAGGUGGUGCAGGUCGUGGCCGAUCGCGCUCACCGCCAGGUAUUGAUCGCUACGAGCCACAAGAUCGCAGUCGUGGCCCCCGUGAUGAGUACUACACUCCUACUCGAGAUAAUCGAGACUAUACGCCUCGAGAUCGCGAUGACCGCCGUCGAGCUGCUUCCCCAGCUGUGAUUGAUCGCUACAUCCCGGGCCAAGAUGCUGGCAAACGAAGCGUUCCGACAAACCCGCUUCCAAACCCCAUGUCGCUCGAUAUUCAGGUUGGAUUUACCUGGUUUGCGGAAUGGUGGAGGGCGGAACAGAAUAUUAAGGAAGAAAAAGAACGCGCUAAACAUGGUGGUCGCCACCCAUCAGAUCGCGUCAAGGGCGAAAAGGAGGCUCGCGAAGAUCGUGAUAGAGAGAAGAGUUUGAUCCAGGCGGCUUAUGACAGCUACAAGGCAGAUUUGCAGAUCAAAAUGUCGCGCACAUUCGUUAAGCAGCAUCGUGGCGAGGAGUGGUUUAAAGAGAAAUAUGUUGCGGAGGCUCGCGACCCACUGCGACGACGUAUGAUGGAUUUUCGAAGGGGUGUUUAUGAUCAAUGGGAACGCGAUAUCGAGUCUGGCUAUUUCGACGAAUUUACACUCGAAGGAAUCUACAAAAGCGAGAGCGACGGUGCAGGUGGCGUUAUUGAAAAGGAAGAAGGAGAAGCUACCGCGGUCGGAGAGACACUUAGCGUUCUUGAUUUGUUGCCAGCACGAGGCGCGGAAUUGCGCGAUGACGCAUUGUCGCAACCUGCAUUAUUGAUCAAGACUCUAGCACCCAAUGUGAAUCGCACGAAGAUCGAAGAGUUCUGCAAGGAACAUUUGGGUGAACAAGAUGGUGGGUUUAGAUGGCUCAGUUUGAGUGAUCCUAAUCCUUCCAAGAAAUUUCAUCGUAUGGGUUGGAUCAUUUUACAUCCUGCUACGCAUGAGCCUGCUUUGGUUGAAAGAGGCGAUGGUCGCGAUGAGGAAGGCGAAGAGAAGGACGCAGAGAUUACAGCUAACGGAUCAAAGACGGCAUCAACGGCGGAGAAAGCAUUAGAAGCGGUUAAUGACAAGACCAUUUAUGACCCUGUAAAUGGAGACUUUGUUUGCCAUGUUGGUGUCCACGUUCCUCCGUCACAACCACGCAAAAAGGCCUUGUGGGAUCUCUUUUCUGCUCCGGAACGAAUCGAGCGCGAUCUCGAGCUUGCGCGUCGUCUUAUUGCAAAACUGGAUGCAGAGAUGGGUGACGCGGAUGGAUGUAGUAAGAUCGAGUCAAGAGUUGAGGAUCUUCGCCAGAGAGGCUUCUUGCAACCCACGGCAUCUGCAACGGGCGCAUCAAAGAAGAAGAAUGCACUUGAUGUGGAAAUGGAUGACGGGGAAGCUGAGGAGGAUGAAGAGAUGGAAGGACUGGAUGAGGAAGAUGUCGACGAUGAGGAUCUUUUGGUGAAGAAGAAGCAGAUUGAUUUGAUGGUGGAAUACCUUCGACGAGUGCAUAAUUUCUGCUUCUUUUGUGUCUUCGAAAGUGACUCGGUGCACGAGUUGGUUCGGAAAUGUCCUGGUGGUCAUCUACGUCGACCUCGGUCUGGCCUUAGCAAACAGGCUAAGCAGGUUGCUAGAGCUAGUGCCAUGGGUGAGCCGUUUCCUACUAAAAAGAAGGAGGCCAGUGAGGAUGGUGAGGAAACUCCAGCAGCGGAGGAAAAGCGGCCUCAGAAGUUGUCCAAAGGCGAACAACAGCUGCAGCGUGCAUUUAAUUGGGUCAAGACUUUUGAAGAUAAGCUUCUCCAGAUCUUAGAGCCGGAGAAUGUUGAUCUUUCGAAACUCGGCGGAAAGGACGUUGAACAAGCACUGGCAGAGGAGCUGGCAAAGUAUGUAAAGCAAGAAGACGAAUUUAAAUUCCGAUGCAAGGUCCCAGAAUGCUCGAAGCUAUUCAAGGCGGACCAUUUUUGGCGUAAGCAUGUGGAAAAGCGCCAUGAGGAGUGGUAUCAGAAUAUCAAGAAUGAUCUCUUGCUGGUUAAUGAGUACGUCCUGGAUCCGGCUCAUAUCGCUCCCUCACGGACCGAUGCCAACAGCAAUGGCCACUUCCCACUUGGCAGUAACCACAUUCAACCAGGUACACCACGUGGCUUCAACCUGGCUGCUAACAUGCCUUACUUUAACGGCAACGUUCCCAAUACAUUCCAAGGUAUGCAUGCUGGUAGUAACUUCCCUGGGUUCAUGGGUGUCAACUCGCCCGGUUUCAAUGGCAUGAUGGGCGACGGCGCAAUGAUGGGACAUCAUGGUCAACCAGGAGUCAUGCGCCGCGGCGGAGGACGAUACAGCAACCGCUCAGGCCCAUACGAUCGACGUGGCGGAAACAGAGCCAAUAACAACUACGGCAAUAAUAAUGGUCGUCUUAGUCCAGUCCGCGGUAUACCAGGCAUAUUCAACGGCGCCGGUGGCCGUCUCCCAGGUGGCGGUAAUCUCGGUAUGAACAACAUGCCGUAUGUACCACCAGGUCACCCUGCAGCCGCCAUGAUUCCACCCGGCGGCGUCGGUGGUGGCCCUGGUGGCACAGGAGGCUCAGGCAGUUUCCUGGACCAAGGCAGUGGUCAUCCAGCAAUGGGACCGAGAGAGGCGGUCCAGGGACGUAGUUUGAAGAGUUAUGAGGAUCUGGAUGCGGUGGGUGGCUCGGGAAGUGGAGAGCUGAAUUAUUAA
Molecule: messenger RNA, 2787 nt
Organism: Talaromyces marneffei
Lineage: Eukaryota; Fungi; Ascomycota; Eurotiomycetes; Eurotiales; Trichocomaceae
Exons: 3
Coding region: 1-2787 (928 amino acids)
Biological process (GO): mRNA processing; primary miRNA processing
Cellular component (GO): nuclear body
Source: RefSeq, a predicted model, not a curated record